AUGAUUUCAUUGAUAUGGUCAUUUAAAAAACUGAGCAUUGUUGAAGAAAACAGGGCACAAGUAAAAGUCACUUCAUUUCAAAUUUUAAAGAUGAAACUGUGUUUGAUAAGUCUUCUGGUUCUGGCCCACCUGAACUCUGCAUUAACCACUCACCACUAUGAUUCCCAACUUGCCUACGGUUUUACAACUACGGACAGCAGAGAGGAAGGGUUUCAAGAGGCCACAGAUUCAGUAGAAACUACUUUAGCUGGCGCAGCCACCAAUAAGUCCACAACUGAAAAUUUUGCUACUACUGCUAAUACCAAUAAAGCCCUGAUGGAAAGUAGGACGCACAAUAUCUCAAUUCAAGUCCCCACUUCUACUGAAAGCAAAAUUUGGGUGAAAGAGAUGACUACAAUGUCUGCGAUGGCCAAGGAGGAAGUCUAUACUACAUCACCUCCUCCGACAGAGGUGGCAACAACUGCGCAAGGGGUUGAGCUCACAACAGAAUCUCCUGCUACUACGGAAGUUGAACUAACCGGUGCAAUGACUACGCCGACUGUGGAGGAAGUCUCUGCAACAUCGCCUCCUCCGACAGAGGUGGCAACAACUGCGCAAGGGGUUGAGCUCACAACAGAAUCUCCUGCUACUACGGAAGUUGAGCUAACCGGUUCAUUGACAACCAAUACGACUGCGGAUUUGGUUAAAUUUACCACGCAAACCCCUAUUCCUACUAACGUGACUACAGUUGUAGGAACUAGCACAACUGUUGGCAUCAGUGAACCUUCCGAUUCGAAAAUACACACUCCACAAGUCACUGAGGCUCUUACGGAGGCCACUGCAACUGAGAUGACUCCUCCCACUGAUAUGGUGACAAGUAAGUCUCCCAUUUUUCACUUUAUGACAAAUAUCAACAUAGUUUCUGCCUUUGUUGAGCCUCAGAUGUUCUCUUCGAGAAGAAAGAUUAGGUGGAUUGCUGCUGCUGCUGUCUUUGUGUUUUUUGCACAAGAGCUGAAAAGAAUGGCAGCAGAUGUGUUUACCGCGCCUACAUCGAAAGCCGCGGUAGUCGAUUCCGGUCUUUGGUUGUUUUUGCUUUCCCAAAAUAAGUCUUUCUCGGAGAUUUUUGGGAAAAAUCACCUGCCAAUGGAAUUACAAAAUUUUUAUACAAAGAUGUAUAUCGCAAGAGAUCACCACUUUAAAUUUCACUAUUCAAGGCAUGAUGUAACACCGCCCAGUUUAUUUUGUUUCAGAAAACAUAGGAUUUCAAGUAGUCUCCUUUCUGGUGAAUUGUCAUGUCUUUUAAUAGAAUUUUGA
This is a messenger RNA of Echinococcus granulosus, 1293 nucleotides long. Its product is annotated as Zonadhesin. The transcript has 6 exons. The record is from RefSeq and is a predicted model, not a curated record. Lineage: Eukaryota; Metazoa; Platyhelminthes; Cestoda; Cyclophyllidea; Taeniidae. Bases 1 to 1293 code for a protein of 430 amino acids.